AGAAAAAUUUUUGUAUUACAAGAUACAUUCAACAAAGUUUUAUUAUUAAAUUUUCAAAAUCUAAAGUUGAUUUGAGAAAUAAUUAAUUAAAUUUAUUAUAUUUGUACAUUAUUGUUAAAUAAUUGUCUCUAGUUAAGUAUGAGGAUAAUUAGUCAACCAAAUCAAAUGAUUUCUAUUACUAAAACUGUUAACAAGUUUUUGAAAAAUCCAGCUGUUAGUCAAGUAUUUUUAAAAAAUGAAUCAACUAAAGUACAGCAACAACCUCAAAAUUCAUAUGUUGAAGAAGUACCGUAUCGUCCAUACUCUCCUUUUCAAAAAACUAAUAAUAUGGCUGAAUAUGCUGUUGCACGCUUAGAUGAUGUUUUAAAUUGGGGCCGAAAGCAUUCAUUAUGGCCAUUGACUUUUGGGUUAGCUUGCUGUGCUGUUGAAAUGAUGCAUAUCGCAGCUCCUAGAUAUGACAUGGAUCGUUAUGGAGUUGUAUUUCGUGCCUCUCCUCGUCAAGCUGAUCUUAUUAUUGUUGCUGGUACAGUUACUAAUAAAAUGGCCCCAGCCUUAAGGAGAGUUUAUGAUCAGAUGCCUGAUCCAAAAUGGGUUAUUUCAAUGGGAAGUUGUGCUAAUGGAGGUGGUUAUUACCAUUAUUCAUACUCUGUUGUCAGAGGUUGUGACAGAAUAAUUCCAGUUGAUAUUUAUGUACCAGGUUGCCCUCCUACAGCUGAAGCAUUAAUGUAUGGGAUAUUACAAUUACAAAAAAAAAUCAAGAGGAUGACAUUAGCUCAGAGUUGGUAUAGAAAAUAAAUUAUCACAAAGUUUUUUUUUUUUAAUUUUCUCUGUUUACAAGUUAAUAUUUCUAGCAAAAUAAAGUUUUACACUUAAAAAAAUAGUGUUUUAUUUAUAAUUUUACAUUUAAAAUUAAACUAUACCAUUAUAAUAAAUAUUGUAUUUUAUUAACAUUUGGGAAACAUUAUUUAAUAUAUUGAGCCUUAAAUUACAUUAAACUAUAUAUUUAGGUACAUUUAACUUAAUAUUUAGUUGCUACCAUUUCAUAAUAAACUCUAUGGAUGUAGAUAAUGUUUUAUGAAUUAAUAAUCAUAGUAAUAAUUGUUUAUUUUGUAUAAUAGUUUGUAGUAUAUUAUUUUUAAUAAAAAUUAAUGUUCCUAAAACAUA
Molecule: messenger RNA, 1164 nt
Organism: Daktulosphaira vitifoliae (grape phylloxera)
Lineage: Eukaryota; Metazoa; Arthropoda; Insecta; Hemiptera; Phylloxeridae
Product: NADH-quinone oxidoreductase subunit B 2-like
Exons: 6
Coding region: 139-795 (218 amino acids)
Biological process (GO): mitochondrial respiratory chain complex I assembly; aerobic respiration; electron transport coupled proton transport
Molecular function (GO): NADH dehydrogenase (ubiquinone) activity; 4 iron, 4 sulfur cluster binding; quinone binding
Source: RefSeq, a predicted model, not a curated record